AUGACCUCAAAGGACGAUGGUGUUGUCUUUGUCGUAAAGCGUAUCAUUGAAUUACUGAAGGAGCAAGAUGACGUCCUUAUAGACGUAUUCUUCGAUCUGGUAUUCUUCCAGUCUGGGAAGUGUUUGGAGCGUACUAAAAGAACCUUUAACGUAUCUGAGAACGACUUCAGCAUUCUUGUCAUGGUCUCUAUCCCUGACCGCUUUCUGGUUCACUCGUUCAACAAUCUUACCAAUCUGUGGAAGAAUGCUGCUGGCGCGACAUGGGAUGAUCUAAGCCUCUACGCUAAAUAUUGGAAUAUGUUUGCGUCAAGCAAAGGGACGGAUAGGACCAGUCCAACGGGCGACCAAACGGCAGCUUGGGAAGUCGGUAAAGCUACGAAACCUCAGCCACUUUUUGCUAUUUCGGUUGCAUACAACAAACCGGCCGCCCAGCCAGGCAUAUACGCCCAAGGUCUCAAUGCCACGAGCCCAUCGAACCCUACCGAUCUGGAUGGAGCCCAAUUGAUCGUGGGGUAG
Messenger RNA from Letharia lupina, 516 nucleotides. RefSeq lists its product as uncharacterized. Bases 1 to 516 code for a protein of 171 amino acids. The transcript is spliced from 2 exons. The record is from RefSeq and is a predicted model, not a curated record. NCBI's taxonomy places the organism in Eukaryota, Fungi, Ascomycota, Lecanoromycetes, Lecanorales, Parmeliaceae.